Messenger RNA from Macrobrachium nipponense, 7195 nucleotides. Its product is annotated as 2-aminoethanethiol dioxygenase-like. The record is from RefSeq and is a predicted model, not a curated record. Gene Ontology annotation, cellular component: mitochondrion. The transcript has 3 exons. Bases 53 to 811 code for a protein of 252 amino acids. Gene Ontology annotation, molecular function: oxidoreductase activity, acting on single donors with incorporation of molecular oxygen, incorporation of two atoms of oxygen. NCBI's taxonomy places the organism in Eukaryota, Metazoa, Arthropoda, Malacostraca, Decapoda, Palaemonidae.
UUUUGGCUUUGGUGAGGAAACAGAAGUGCUUGAGUUGAGAAGUGCACAAAUCAUGACGUCACUUAUCCAGCAAAUUGGGAGACUCGCAAUUCGCACUUUCAAAAGAGACUCUCAAGUCCCGGAAGCAGUUUUCAACAGCCGUUAUGAACAGCUUUACAACCUGGUGAACAGAGUUACCCCAGAGGACAUAAAUUUAGAUCACAGGCUGCUGAGUGACCGUGGACAGUUCAAUGCUAGUACUGAUGGAGCCCCAGUUACAUACAUGCAAGUUUAUGAGGAUAGUGAUGUUACCAUCUGUGUAUUUAUUCUUAAACGUGGUGUUCGCCUGCCAUUGCAUGAUCAUCCGGGCAUGUUUGGCAUGUUAAAGGUCAUCCAUGGUUCAGUAUCUGUUCAGAGUUACAGCCACACAAAUACUGAAUCUUUAGAAGAGAAGCUGCAGGAAAUUCUAAAUACAAGGCCUAGUGCUGGAGUUUGCCCAGCCACCAAACAUCAGAAAGUGUUGGUAACAGCAAGUGAUCAAGCUUGUCGUCUUACUCCUAACUCUCAAAAUAUACAUGAAAUACAUUCUGUUGAUGGCCCUGCAGCAUUCCUCGAUAUCCUCUCUCCUCCUUAUGGUACAGAUAAGCGAUUAGGUGUAGAGAGAGACUGUCAUUAUUACCAAGAAGUUGAAUCAUUUAAUGUUCCUUAUUUGUCAGUUGGUAGCUUGACUUUCUUAGUAAGUAUUCCUUCUCCCACAGAUUUUUGGUGUGAUCAGGCUGAAUAUACUGGAUCCAUCAUAGACAGAAAUGCCAUUGAAGAAAAUGGCUCUUAGGAUUAUCUUAGGUGAAAUGAACUAAGUAGUGCUUCAUCAGGAGUACUGUUCUUUCAUAUUUUUUUUAUAGAACUUAUUUUGCUCCUAGGCUGUUGGGUCAAUGUUUUCCUAAUGGUUUCCACUUUUCGUGGAUGAGUGAGAUGGGGUUUAUGAAAUGCUUUUUUUGUAAUGGUCAUAAGUGAUAUUACAAUAUAAAGCUGUUACUUUAAUAUAACAGGACAAGAUUUUAUGGAGAUUUUAUUUAAUGAAGUAUAAUAUGAUCUCAGGAGGCCCUUUUUUUAUAAGUAGUUAUUAAUUGCUAUAUAUGAGAUGCAGUGUGACUGUAAACGCUCUUAAGUAUGGUUGUUAUACUGCAUUCAUUUAUGAUGAAGAGCAUAUCAGUACAUAUGAAACCUAAGGUGGACUGAGUAAUGAUUAUACCAGAUUAUUUUUUGAGAUUUUAAAGUUUUUGAUGCUAUCAUGUUGCUGUUGCCUUAUUGUUUGAUUUCUGUAUAGUUACUGCAGAUACAGUAUUUUACUGUGUUACAUCUCUUCUGUAUGUAUUUUUUUUUUUAAAUCAAAGUACUUACGAGCUGAGAAUGAUAGUUUUUCCUUUUCAUAUAUUUAUAUCACAACUGCAGAGUACAGCACAUACCUACAGUGCUGGUAAAAAUUCCUGUAAAUUUGUCAAGAUUUUUAAAAAAAUGACUAAUACUAUACAUCUUUGUAAAUUCUUCCAGUUUUCCCAUACAGAAAUUUCUAUUUUGAUUUAAUAUGCACCUGUAUUCUCAUGAUUUUCACAUGUGAUAAUGUGAAAAUCAAUGUGAGGCAUCCCAGAUCAAAACCAGGCUAAGCUUCAAAAUUGAAGUUGUUCAUAAAACCCAUUAAUCAUAAUUAGGCUUCUUCUGUGCAAAUUUCUCUAAGCUGCACCCAUUUGAUAGACCUUGAAAGAGGAAAGACCCUUACUACACAUGCUGAGAAAAUGCUUUGCACCCCAGAAAGAUUCUACUGUACCUCAUUUCUUUGUGCAGCUUCACUUCAAGCAGACGUUACCUGUUUUUCUCUCCCAGGAUCACCCCAUUUUCAUUUACUGUGGUGUUUCAUUGAUUUCCAUUCUUGCAUUCACUUCAUUAGUUUUAGUAUAGUCUCUUGUGUUUUCUGUAGUAAUAUGUGAUUUCCUUAUCAGUAUUUUUUUCUCUUGCUUGGCAAAUGGGUUACUUGCCACUUAUUAUAUUGCUGUGAAUACUUUGCUUAAAUUGUCGAUAAAAAAGUUGCUUAUUUUUGUCUUUCUGGGGAUUUCUUGUUGGAGCUUAUUUGAUUUUAUGGGUCUUGAGAUUUCUUCAUUGAUCCUUACGUUAUUCUUUGAAUAUCAAGUUCCAGUAAUUCUUUGUUUUGCUUACGUCACAUUCAGACUUUUUCCAAUAUUCCAACUUGUUUAGUUUUUGUAACCAUGAAUAUGAAUGAUGUUAUUUUUGUACAGUGUUCCUCAUUGUAUGUGACUUUAUGGUGCUAUCAUGAGUUGGCAAAAAAAUUAAUCCUGAAUAAGAACCUAAUCACAUUAAUUGGAUUUUCAUUUGCAAUGUUCUUCAGUGGUUUUCGUUACUGAUGGUAGCUUGAAAUAGCAGGGGAAAAUACCAGUACUGUUAAAUGAUGGAUUCAGGGAUUUUGAUAUUUUUUUAUUAAUUGUUAAACUGUGAGUUUCAUAUAAACUAUCAAACUGUAAGUUUCAUUUUCUGUCACACUGUGAGUUUCAUUUAAAUUGUCACUGUGAGUUUCAUUUACAGGAGUUCAUAUAAAACAUAUAUACGUACUAUAUAUAAAUUUUGCUUUGGAAAUGUGAUAUAGUACUUGAGUUUGAUAUAAUACAAAGGAAGAUUGAGAAUGGAAAAUUGACUGCAGUAACACUUGCAUAUUAUAUAAAAUUUGAUAAAUAUUGCAUAAAUUCAGUAAUUAUUGAAAAUAAUUACUAAUAUUUUUUUAGAUUAUUAAUGUUAGUAGCCAUUAACCAGGUAAGAAAUUAUUAAUGAUAAAGUUUGUGACAGAAUGUGAAAAAAUAAAAUUAUUAUAAUUACUCGUUUAUGUACUACUACGUAGUAUGAAAAUUUGUAAAAAAAAAAAGAAAAAAAAAAGUAAGUCAUUUUUUGGGCUGUGAUUACUUUAAAACUUCUUUAUGUUGUAUUUAAUGCUUUCACUUCUGGAAGGACCAGCAGAAACAUGUGUUGAAUCACUUGUGGAAGCUUCACCUCCACAGUUGUUAUCGCCUCACCUACAUAGUCAUCUCUGUCACUUACAUCUUCAACUUUAUCAUCUACAUCACCAUCUUCAUUGCAUAUAUCAUCAUCAUUGUCACUGUCACUCUCCAGAUUACUGAUACUGUUAAGAUCAGGAAUGCUUACACUCACAGUAGUACAUAAACAGGUUCUUCCAUGAUGUCAUCUUUCAAGGCUCUGCUUUAAAGCACAAAUCAUGCCUGGAUUCCAUAUUUUUUUUCUCUCUUCCCACAAAACCCAGAUACCCAUUUACCAUGACAAUUAUAUUAUGAAGCCAUAAAACUGGGGUGAAAUAUAAUGAAAUAGAAUUCAUUUGCUGACUGAUAGCAUGCAGGAAGGAAUAUUUCUGAAUGCGAUGAGGCUGUGUGUGAGACUUAGAAUGUAAGUCCUCUAGCAGUAUUGCCUCACCACAGUUUGAAACUGUGCUAAAAACAAACCAUAUGUACUGGAUGUUACCUCACUAUUUUUAUGAUAGAUUUUUCAAAUUACAGUAGUAGUAAAUAACUAAAACAACUAUUAUAUACUGAUGUACAAUUAUCAAAAUACCAGCGCUCUUUGUUUUCAUAUUCAGAACAGUUCAUUAGUGAAUACAUUUUUGUACGUUAUGAAUUUACCAGUAUCAAAAUAACUAUGAAAAAUUUUUUUCCAUUAUAUUUUGGAAACCAGAAUAAAAGCUACUUGAAGAAAAAUGAGUGUUACAAUAUCCUUUGGUAGGUAACUGGAAAACUGUUUACUACUUUUAUAUGAAAAUAACAAAAGUUCACUAACCAGAUUCAUCUACAUUGUCCCUAAAUCAACAUUUCUUCAGCCAUAGCAGUCUUUGGCAGUUUCUUAGUAAAAUUUUGUAAUUAGGUACUACAAGCAGUCCCGGUUAUCGGUGGGGGUUCCGUUCCCGGGGGUGUGCUGAUAAGCAAAAAAUGCCAUUAACUGAAAAUCAGUGAUUUAUGAAGCUGAUAACCGGUUCUCGGCGCCAUAAGCACCCUUAUGGUGCGCCAUAAAAAUCCAUAUGGCACCAUAAAGUGCCUUAUUCUGAUAACCGGAAAAAUCUUCUUGUUAUGGCGCCAUAAAUCACCGAUUUUAUGGUGAAAAACUGGAUCGCCGGUAACCGAGUCCGCUGAUAACCGGGAGACUGGCUGUAUAGUACUGAGUAAUGUGCUUUUAUUUAUUUUGAAGAAUUUUUAAGAUAUAGUUGAUGAAGUGAACCAAAAUGUACCACAAAUAAAAAAAAUACCCUUAGUACAUAGUAAUUUAUGUACUCCUUCCAACAACACAGACAUCCCUUCACUGGCUAAUUCAGCCAGGUUUCCAAUAUAAAAACACAAUAAGGGAAUCUUCAAACUAACCAUGUUUCAGUCUAUAAUAAUCUCCUUGUGAACUGGUGAGGUAGUGAAACCCAGACUUACUUUUGUUUUUGGAGCACUUAGUGACCAUAGGAGUAAUGUCUCCUUUUAUUACAUGACACCAUAGCCAGUUAGAGUAAGAUUUGAAAUUAUGAUAUUCAACAUAACUUAAAAAACUCAUGUUGAUGCCAUUUAGCCUGAUUUUGAUGGGAUGCCUCUUCCGUGUUAUAUACACUAUAUAAAGUAGGAAUUCAGAGGGAACCAACAUCAAAUGCAUGUUCUGCCCAACACUUAUGUUGAUUACUGUACUAACAGAGAUAAAGAACAACAAAAACUUGCAGUUCUAAAUUGAAGAUAUACAAAGAUCAGAAAUGAAAAUUCUAAGAAAAAACUGCAAAUGCAAAAGAUAAGUAAAACUGCAAACUCACUUGAACUGUGGACUAGGCAUUGGUUUCAUAGUGAACUAGUAUAUCUUUUCAAACCAAAAAUCACCUAUUAUUUGAAUAAUUAACAAAAUUUAAAAUUCUGAGUGUAUAAGAAAGCAAAGCAAGAAGCAAGUUGGAAAUCCCAAAACACAAUUCACAAAAAUGCAAAACCAAAAGAAUUUAUAUCUGCAAACCAUGACUGAAUAUAGGAAACCCAGAAACAAAAAAGGAUAAAGAAAAGUGGAAAAUCUAAAAGUGUACUUUUAAAUAAGACUUUCAUGACCAUAUGUAUAGAAAAUGAUAAAAUGAAAAGUCCCUAUUCAUAUAGUGCAUUUGCAUCUAGUCAGUUUUCGUCAACAGACCAUGGAUAUGAAGUUACAUUCAUUCUUUGUCAUGAAAAAGCUUUUGAAUCGUGAUUCAGAAGCAACAUUGUGUUAUAACAAUAAAACCACUAGAUGUAGGAAUUUGGUAUAAUUCACAAACAGUGUGAAAGCAUACCAUCUCUUCAAUAUUAUAAUUUUUAAAAAGUAAGUGUGAUCUCUGAACUAUUUGUAAAUUAUAUUGUAUUCUAUUCCUUGAACUUGCUGUUGCAAUGUAUUCAUUACAGUUAGUUAUUGUGCUUCAGACACAUUACAAGGUAUCAGAUGCAUACUGUCCUCUACUUGCCAUUGGGUUACAUUCCUAAAGAUCUGUUGUAAGCCAGGUGCAAGUUGGUGGAGCUACUUUGAAUGUACCUUACAGGUAUGCAUUUGUGCUGUACUUUAUUUACUGAACUUUUUACGAAUACACUUCUUAUGAAUACAUGCAGUAUCUCAGUUUUAUUUAACCUGUGUUAUUUCAUCAUUACACUUAAUGCGUAUUCACUCAUCUUUUAUGUACAUAUUAUUUACAUGCUACAGUAUACAUCAAGUCUUAUUACAUCUGACAGAGUUGGUUAGAUUAUAAUGUUUUCACCAAUGUCUGUACAGUAUGUGUUAAUAAAAUAAUUUGGGACUGGAUGAAACAAAUGUGUAUGAAUCCAGGUGAACAUAUAUUAUUUAUUUAGUGAUUCCCUCCAGAUGAUAAUUUAUUUAGUGAUUCCCUCCAGAUGAUUAGUUUCAGUACAAAUUAUUGAAAUUUUUUCAUUUGCUAAGGUCAAAACCUCCCCAGUUAUAAUGAAUAUUGAUACGUACAACAUAUACAGUACAAGUGAAACCUGGCUCUCCAGCACCAUAGGUAUGCUCUCUACUGAUUGCUCUUGUUUAUACUACAUAUGUAGUAUGUAUGUAUAUCCAUUCUCUUUGGUUGCCUAUGUAAAUUAAUUGUUUUCUCAUGAAUUACUGCAAUUGUUAAGUACACAGAGGUCUACAGUAUUUUGCAGUUGGUCCUUAUUAUUUAUGAGGAUUAGGUUCACAGUCCCCUGAGAUUUGCCAAACCUCAAGAAUGCCUGCCACAGCUUUGUAACCAUAUACGUAGUAGUUUUUAAGAACAGUCUGUGCCACUGCAAUUAGUGUCCCUAAAUACCCAUUGACGUACUUAAAAUUAUUAAUUCAUCUGUAAAUGAAGCACAAAGAAUGAAAUAUACUUCAAAAAUAACAUAUCAACACCAAAAAAAAAGUUGCGGAAGCACUUACCCUUUUCAACUAUAAGCAACCAUUAGCAACUAAGCAGUCUGGUAAUUUCCUCCAUACUUUUAUUAUUCUAAGAGUAUCAAAUAACUUCAGUACACCAUAGAUAGUAUACGUAUAUAAGUACACGUAGUGUCACCUCAGUCAAUUAAAAAUUACCUAUCAUGAAGAAAGUUCAACAUGAUUUAUAUGUAAUUUAUUAUCUGUUAUUACUUUUUACAUUACAGUAUUUGUGUUUUCAAUUGAGUGGAUGGGCAACAUGUGCAUGCACUUAUAGGCAGAAUAGAAAAAAAAAAGAGAGAACAUUAAAACAUUUCAUCCCUGUCUAGGACACUUGAGAUUUCUGUAUUGCAUUGCUGAAACUUGGUUUGCUAUUAAGAAUGAUAAUGAUACAUCAAUAAGAGCGGUGGUCAUCCUUCAUGUUGAUAUAAAGACUUUUAACUCAUUACCACCGCUUCUAGCCUUAUAGAUUCAUGAUCAGAGAUGUUUUCACCUUAGUGUCUUGCCUUUAUGUUUAACAUGUGUCUAGUAGGCAACUGUGCAUGCAUGAAAUUCCAUUUACCAACAGCAAACAUUUAUGUCAGUGCUGAAGGCAUACACUUAGCUUUAACUUUGCAAAUGCAUGGAAGUAUGGCCAACUUGGAUGCAUGAAUACAUAUUUUUUUAUUUUUGAGUUUUUCUUGUCUGCUGUCACUUUUAAGCUCUCUCUCUCUCUCUCUCUCUCUCUCUCUCUCUCUCUCUCUCUCUCUCUCUCUCUCUCUCU